Aspergillus udagawae is the source of this 1980-nucleotide messenger RNA. Its product is annotated as putative pyruvate carboxylase. Gene Ontology annotation, molecular function: metal ion binding; ATP binding. The record is from RefSeq and is a predicted model, not a curated record. The transcript has a single exon. Lineage: Eukaryota; Fungi; Ascomycota; Eurotiomycetes; Eurotiales; Aspergillaceae. Bases 1 to 1980 code for a protein of 659 amino acids.
AUGUACACGACACCACCAAUCGAUGCAUCUCAAUCCAUAAUGAAAAAGGUCUUGAUAGCCAACAGAGGCGAGAUCGCGGUGCGCAUCUUGCAAGCUGCCCGCGAGCUUUCACCCCCCAUCCACACAGUCGCCCUAUCGACCCCAAACGACACAUCGCACUGUCUCCUCAGCCACCCCGACCAGACUAUCUCGCUGCCCUCUGCAGCCUCCUACCUCGACAUAUCCCUGCUUGUAAAAGUCUGUCAGGAACAUGCCAUCGACACUGUCCACCCAGGCUACGGCUUCCUCAGCGAAUCCGCCGAGUUUGCCCGCCGCAUGCACCAGAUUGGGGUGACUGUCAUCGGGCCGGGGGCCGACAUCCUCGAGCAAACCGGCGAUAAAUUGCAAGCCAAAGCGCUCGCUGCAUCCUGCGGGGUACCAGUCCUCCCAUCUCAUUCCGCGCAAUCUUUGGAUGAGAUCCGCGCGUUCGUCGAGAGAGUCGGGUACCCCGUUAUGAUCAAAGCAGUCGACGGGGGCGGCGGACGGGGCAUCCGGCUGAUCCACCAGCACCAAGCAUCCGAGCUGGCGAACCUGGUGGCCAGAGCCCGGAACGAAUCCCCCUCGCAGACCGUCUUCGUUGAAAAGGCCGCCGUGGACGGCUUCCACCACGUCGAGGUGCAGGUCCUCGGCGACGGGACAGGGACUGUCCACCACCUGCACGAACGAGACUGCAGCGUGCAGCGGCGGUUCCAGAAGAUUGUCGAGUGUGCUCCGUCCCUUCUGGACCGGUCGAUCAUAGAGAAAGUAAUCGAGGCGGCGCUGCGCAUCGCCCUCACCAUCCGAUACCGAUCACUCGGCACGUUCGAGUUCCUCGUCAGCGAGACCACGCCCGAAUUCUACUUCCUCGAAAUCAACCCCCGGCUGCAGGUGGAGCAUACCAUCACCGAGGCCGUAACGGGAGUGGAUCUCGUGCAGGCGCAGCUGCGGUUGGCGCGAGGAGAACCUCUCCAGAAAAUCCUGACGGAGUCUAUGUCGAGACCCUCAGCACGAUCCAUCCAGCUCCGUCUCUGCGCCGAAGACCCCAGCGCCAACUUCGCGCUGAGCAUCGGCAAAAUCACCGACUUCUUCGUGCCCCAUGGCCACGGCGUCCGCGUCGACACGCACCUGGCACCUCCAGUAACUGUAGCCUCGGACUUUGACAACCUGCUGGCAAAAAUCAUCGUCACAGCCUCGAGCUGGGAGUCCGUCGUGCGCAAGGCGCGGCGCGUGCUGAGCGACACCCGCGUCGAAGGCGUCAAAACGAACCUCCCCCUCCUGCGGGGGAUUGUCGCAACCGAGGACUUUUUAGCGGGGAGGACCGACACGCAGUGGCUGGAGAGGAAUCUGCCGUCUGUCCUGGGGACAGGCGAACAUAUCUCUGCGUCGCUUGUCUCGUCGAACCAGCCAGCGAAACCGGCGUUGCAGCUGCCAACAUCCUCGCUCCUCUUCCGCCGCGGCGACGCAUGGAGCAUCUCCUUGUCCCCACUAACGUCAACCCCAACCUCGCAAGACACCGAAACCCGACACCACCUGCGUCUCUCCCGCGUACUUCGCAAUGACUUCCCCUCCUCCCUAACGGCCGAGAUAGAGUACACCACGCCCGCGGCGUCCAUCCCGUACAAACUGCACCUCGCAGCCACAGGCGCAAACACCGCAGCAAGCGCCCUCGUCUCGGGCCAUCGUCGCGGCGACCCGUCCAAUCCGCGGCAUAUCGUGCUGCCGCUGUCUGGGAAAUUGAUCGAGUUGCUGGUGAGGCCUGGCCAGGCUAUUGCCAAGGACCAGGUUGUUGCGUUUGUCAAGCAGAUGAAGAUGGAGCUGGAGGUGCGGAGUCCGCGCGCGGGACGCGCAAAGUGGGUGUUUGAGGUUCAGGAUGGGGAGGAGGAUGUAGUCGAAGGGAUGUUGCUUGUUGAACUUGAAUUUGAUUCUGUCUCAGUAUCUGUUCCUGAGAAGGGGAAGCUCUGA